Molecule: messenger RNA, 1968 nt
Organism: Amaranthus tricolor (Joseph's coat)
Lineage: Eukaryota; Viridiplantae; Streptophyta; Magnoliopsida; Caryophyllales; Amaranthaceae
Product: beclin-1-like protein
Exons: 11
Coding region: 277-1818 (513 amino acids)
Biological process (GO): cellular response to nitrogen starvation; autophagy; late endosome to vacuole transport
Cellular component (GO): phosphatidylinositol 3-kinase complex, class III, type II; phosphatidylinositol 3-kinase complex, class III, type I; phagophore assembly site
Source: RefSeq, a predicted model, not a curated record
GAAUUAUACUACUCCAUUGAUUAAAACCUCUGGAGUUGUUGCAAAAUCGAAAAAUUAAGAAUAGUGUCCUUUCUUCAAAUCCUUCGUCUCUCUCCCUCUCUCCCUCCUGCAAAAGAACCCGAGCAAAUAAAAUUGUGAUUUGUUCAAGCAAUCCGUCUAGACUGUAGAAGUAUCCUCAAGCAAUCCACUGCCCGACCCUUCUUCCCAAAAUUCUUCCCACUGUAUAAAAUCUUUUCGUCUAAGUCUUCAACUAAUUUUUGCCUGGUUAUCUCCAAGAUGGAGAAACAGCAAACUGGUGGAGGUGAUAGUAACAAAGGGAGGAACUUUGAGGUGGAUCCUAAUCUUCCUAAAUGGGCCUGUCAGAACUGCCAUCAUCCUCUCUCCAUUGUUGGCGUUGUCGAUUCUUUUGGAUUACAGAGUUCAUCAAUCCAGGGAACUGGUAGUGUAUUGGCGUCCACACAUAUGGACCAUUCAUUUGUUGUGCUGAAAUCUCAGACGCCAGGUGCCCCUUCACGUUCCCGUGUUGGUGCUAUCCAGGCAGAGACAUCUCCAUUGGGAAAGAUGAUGGAUGAAUCAUUUGUGGUCUUGCCUCCAACCCCUGCUUCUGUAUAUAGGAGUGAAUCCCAUGUAGAUGGUGGUGUAACACACACACAAUCUGCAGAAGGAAGUUCCGGUAGCCAAUUAAACCCGAACACAUCUGGGUUUCAUUCAACUAUAACCGUCCUUAAACGUGCAUUUGACAUUGUAACCUCACAGACCCAGGUGGAGCAACCAUUGUGCCUCGAGUGCAUGAGGGAGGUGUCAGAUAAGCUUGAUAAGGAAGUUGAAGAUGUCAACAGGGAUAUACAAGCUUAUGAAGCUUGUCUUCAGCAUUUGGAAGGUGAAGCUCGUGAAGUUCUUACUGAGGCGGACUUCCUCAAGGAAAAAUUAAAGAUCGAGGAGGAAGAAAGGAAGCUUGAAGCUGCAAUUGAAGAAACUGAGAAGCAGUGCUCCAAAGUAAAUGCUGAACUGAAAGAAUUGGAAACGAAGUCUAGCCGUUUUAAAGAGUUGGAAGAAAGGUACUGGCACGAGUUCAAUAAUUUCCAGUUUCAAUUAAUAUCACAUCAGGAAGAAAGAGAUGCAAUAUUGGCAAAAAUUGAGGUUUCACAGGCACAUCUGGAUUUGUUGAAGCGGACAAAUGUGCUGAACGAUGCCUUUCCUAUUUGGCAUGAUGGCGAAUUUGGGACAAUAAAUAAUUUUCGACUUGGAAGACUCCCUAAAAUUCCGGUUGAGUGGGAUGAAAUAAAUGCUGCUUGGGGCCAAGCCUGCCUUCUUCUCCACACAAUGUGUCAAUAUUUCACUCCAAAAUUUCAUUACAGGAUAAAGAUUCUUCCUAUGGGAAGUUAUCCACGAAUUAUGGAUACAAGUAACAACACUUAUGACCUGUUUGGGCCCGUAAACUUGUUCUGGAGCACUCGUUAUGACAAAGCAAUGACACUAUACUUAACAUGCUUAAAGGACUUUUCCGAGUUUGCCCGGAUGAAGGAUUUGGAGAACAACAUACCUCCUGAUAAGUGCUUCAAGCUGCCAUAUAGGAUCGAAAAUGAUAAAGUGGAAGCCUAUUCAAUCACACAGAGCUUUAACAAACCAGAGAACUGGACCAAAGCUCUCAAAUACACUCUAUGCAACUUAAAAUGGGCGCUCUAUUGGUUUGUAGGUAACACGAGUUUUCAGCCUUUGUCUACUUCCUCGCAAGCUGAUGUUCCGGCUGCAGGCACUUCAUAUGUGAAGCGCAGUAACAAUUCCAAGUCUGAUUCUCGAAAUCCAACUGGUCAAUGAUUUUAUCGUCUGCGGUUUUCUACACGUUUGUAUAUACAAAUGAAUUUUUGUUUAUGUAGCUGAUCUCUACCUGUGUAUUUCUUUUGUACAGCUUUUGAAUUUCGUAUAUCAUACUUUAAAUGAAUUUUAAAUGUUUUUUUUUCUUAUCAA